AUGGGAGAAUCUGCUGGAUCAACUGUGCGUGUUCCGCCAUCCUCGUUGAGAUUGAUAUUGUAUUUUGGCAUGUGUUGUGCGGUCACUGCUCACAUCAAUAAGCACUGUACUUCGUACGAUGAGAAUCUCUUCAAAGAUGCUAGAAGUGGAUUUAGCUGCAGUUUUAGUCCAGGACUUGGACCUUACAGCGAAUGCAAAAUCUCUAACUUCCAAACAGAUCUCGCCGAGGUUGAAUCAGGAAUCAGGUCUCUUUGUAUCUACAGUGAUGCUACGGUAAUUCCAGCUGAUGCUUUCUCACACCUCGCAACUCUGGAAUUUCUCGUAAUACACACAGAAAGCUGUAAAAGAGUUCAGUCUGGUGCCUUUUCUGGCCUUGUGAACCUCAGAUAUCUCACACUUGCUUUCAGUUCCAGCAACUGCAGCAAUGUAACCUUGGAAGCUCCUGUAUUUGCUGGACUGGAUCAAGUAAUGGAACUGUCUCUAAUCGGAGUGAGAUUGGAUAACUUUCCUAAUUCCACAUUCGAUGAUCUAGUCGGUUUAGUUGAUCUGACUCUGAUACGACCCUGUGUUCAGGACCUUGGUGAGGUUUUCUGUCACCUUCCGAAUGGAAUCUCUCACUUGGCCAACCUAACUGUAAAUAAUUAUGGCAUGACUUUGAUCACCAACAGAAGCUGUCCGUCAUGGCUAAAGCCGUGGCCUACAUCCGUGCUUGCCGGGAUACAAAACCUAGAGCUUACUGGAGAAUGUAUCAAAACAAUUGAGGCGGACUCUCUGGCUGUGUUUCAGAAUCUGUCAAGCCUUUCUCUAGAUUUUUGUGGAGUGUGGCUUGGAACAAUUUGGGAAUCUGGAGUUGGAAAGGUGAGCAAUUUUGUUUUGUUUGGAAAUAUAAUCCAAAAACAUUCCACGAGCAUCUCGGAGUUGUGUCAUCUAGUUUCUAACCUGAAUGUGAAAUCUCUCUCGCUAAGUUAUACAGUGCUCGAUUCUCUGACCAUGGAUGAUUUGAGAACAUGUGGAACUGACCUAAAGGAGCUUUCUAUAUAUUUUUCAAAAGUUCAGCGACUGGACUUUGCAUUCUGGAGAAGCGUAGAAGGAAUGCAGGUUGUUCACAUGGGCGGAAUGGCACUAAAUAGUGCCCCGUUUUGUGAUGCUGCUAAUGGGACUGUGUGGAACUUAACUAUCCUGGGUCUUUAUUAUAACCAGCUAACAGUGGUCAAAACGCACCAGUUCGUUUGCACCCCAAUGCUCGACCAACUUUUUCUCGAUCACAAUCAAAUCCAGACUCUGGAACCUGAAGCAUUCAGCGGUUUGCAUAGUCUUAAGGUUCUUAAACUCAACUCGAACAGAAUUAAAAUGCUUGCUGCUAAUGAUUUUGUGUCUCUCAGAUUUCUGGAAGUCUUGCUUCUUGAUGACAAUAUAAUCUAUAAAUUUGAGCAAGGGACAUUUAGAAACCAGGAAGCGCUGCGUGAGCUGGCGUUGGGACGAUUGGUUUAUAUGUAUGACUUGCACCUAAAUUUGUUAUUUUAUGGAUUUCCAAAAGAUCUACAACGUCUCAGCAUUGACGCCGGUGUUGGAACUAAUAUCCAUUUUGGUAAUGGACGGCCUAAUGGAACCCUGAUAUUUGAGCUAAAUGGAACUAUGCUUUCCAUUAGGGAUAGGGAUUCUAUAUUUUUGAAAUCCGUCCGAGAGCUUAAACUGAGUGGCAGCACUUUCUACAGUAAGAAUGACUUUUUUGUGCCCUAUUUUUCAAAUCUAGAAUCUUUAGAAAUAAAAGGUAAUCCUGAGAUGUUCACCAUGGAUUAUACACAGAUCAAUCAAUUGAUUUAUCUUAAGCGUCUUAAACUAGUCAAUCUUAACUUCGCAAACAGAACCAACCCUGGUGUUAUUUUCCACAAUCUAAACCACCUGCAGACCCUUGUACUUCAUAACUGCCGCCUGGGUUUUCUGAUGAAGGAGAUGUUCAGGGAUCUGCAUUCUCUAGAGCUUUUUCGCCUGUUCAGUGACAGCCCUCUGAUAUUACACGAUGGGAUCUUUGAUGCCAAUCUUCAGCCGUUUCUCUCAGUUGUCGUACUUGACCAAGCCAACUUCCACUGCGAUUGUGAGAAUGGCUGGUUCCUAGAGUGGGCUCAAAACACAAGGGCGCAGGUCAUCAAUAUGCAGCGGCAGCAAUGCGUCUGGCAUUAUCAAAAACUUAAUUUCUUGAACACCAUGGAAAAGCUAUGUCAGACUGACGUUCAGUACCUGUGCUAUCUGGGCACAGCCGUAUGUAUCAGUCUUCUCCUGUCAAUGGCUGUUAGCUAUCGCUUUGCUUACUGGCCAUGUGUGGUCCUCUUCUUCCGGCUAAGAGGUUACCUGGAAAGAAAGUUUGGCAAGGGAAGGUGGAGGAGAAGACCAAGACUCAGGCAAGAAGAGGAAGAGCUGAUACCGGAGGAGAACAUGAAGUAUGACGCAUUUGUGUCCUUUAGUAGCCAUGAUGAAGCAUGGGUCUUGGAACAGAUGGCCCCAAGGCUGGAGGAACAAGGCCAGCCCAGGCUACGACUGUGCCUGCACCAUAGAGACUUUGAGGUUGGAAAAGGAAUUAUGGAUAACAUUGGCGAUUGCAUCUACGAAAGCCGGCGGACAGUCUGUGUACUUAGUCGUCAGUAUCUGCGGAGCGACUGGUGCAGUUUUGAGAUGCGAGUGGCCACGUAUCGGUUGCUGGAAGAAGAAAAACAUCGACUCAUUCUCAUCUUUCUUGAGCGCAUCUCGCCCUUCGAGCUGAGUGCUUUUCACCGACUGGCUAAGCUGGUAAAAUCACGUACAUAUCUGGACUGGCCACAGGACGAAGCAGAGAGGACUCACUUCUGGGAAAGACUGAGGCAAAACAUAGCUGAUGGAGAGACGGUAAUUAAUAAUUCAUAG
Molecule: messenger RNA, 2898 nt
Organism: Trichomycterus rosablanca
Lineage: Eukaryota; Metazoa; Chordata; Actinopteri; Siluriformes; Trichomycteridae
Product: toll-like receptor 13
Exons: 3
Coding region: 1-2898 (965 amino acids)
Biological process (GO): immune response; toll-like receptor signaling pathway; inflammatory response
Cellular component (GO): plasma membrane
Molecular function (GO): transmembrane signaling receptor activity; protein binding
Source: RefSeq, a predicted model, not a curated record